AUGACAUCCCCGUCAGUACGAGAAUCUACUGGAUGCGCCAGGCCAACCUUGCUCUCCCACCCUUGUCCCAAAGCUCCAUUCGGAACCGUAAUCGUGAACCACACGGCCAAUUCGGGGCUGGGGGAGCUAGUCUGCACAGGCGCCAACAGUAGGAGCGCCACUGGAAACCCGACACUUCAUGGAGAAAUUGCAGCUAUAAACAAUUGCACACAGAUCUUAACGGACCCCAGGCCCUUACAAACUAUCACCCAAAGAGGCACUCGCCGCCUUCGCAGACUUAUCGCUAUACACCAACGCCGAGAGCUGCCCGAUGUGCGCAUCUGCGGUGCGAUUCGCCGGGUUCAGGGAGUACGUGUACGGUACAUCGAUCGACACGCUCGUGGAGCGUGGUUGGGACCAGAUCCAGAUCCCGUCCGCGGAGGUAUUCCAGCGAUCGUCAGGACUACCGAGUUCAAGUGCUCUGAUCGCUGA
Daldinia childiae is the source of this 471-nucleotide messenger RNA. RefSeq lists its product as uncharacterized. Bases 1 to 471 code for a protein of 156 amino acids. The record is from RefSeq and is a predicted model, not a curated record. The transcript has 2 exons. NCBI's taxonomy places the organism in Eukaryota, Fungi, Ascomycota, Sordariomycetes, Xylariales, Hypoxylaceae. Gene Ontology annotation, molecular function: catalytic activity.